AUGCUGACCGCAAAAGGGUCAGUUGUUACCGACAAUGCUUCUUCUUUUUCUUCUCUCUUCCCUCGAUUUGUCCUUUUCUCCAGAACCCAGUUUCCUUCUGUUGCUGCUACAGCUACUAAUAAACGUUCCAUUACCCAAUUCAGCAGAAAAAGCAAAAGACGUUGGAUUGCCCAGUUCGGGGGAUUAAUCCGAAAAAAAUCUAAAGUGGGAACACUUGAGCUAGAAGAAGCUUUGGGUUACUUUAAUUCCAUGGUUCAGAUGCAAUCCAUGCCUUGUAUUUGGGCUUUCAAUCAUUUACUUGGGGCAGUCUACAAUAUGAACCAUCAUCCCAUUGUUGUUUAUAUGUAUAGAGAGAUGAACGCUCUUUGUGGGGUCUGUUUUCGACCCGACAUUCGUACCAUGAGCGUGGUAAUUAGAUGUUUGUGCCAGUUGGAGAGGAUUGAUUUAUGUUUCUCUGUUUUGGCCACUGUAUUUAAGCUUGGACUUAGGCCAGAUGCUUGUUUGCUAAAUACUCUUCUUCAUGGGCUUUGUGUCGCGGAAGGUGGCUCGGUGGAUGCUGCUUUUGAGUUGUUCGUGAAAAUGGUGGAAGAUGAACAAAUAUGUGAUGACAUUACUUAUGGUACAAUGAUUAAUGGGUUUUGUAAGGCUGGAGAAACUUGGAAAGCAGUUGGGCUUCUUAAGCGCAUGUAUGACCAGAAAAGAAUAAAACCUGAUGGGGGUUGUUACUGUCCAAUCAUUCAUGGUCUUUGUAAAGAAGGACGAGUAGACGAGGCAUUUAGGUUUCUUCAAGAUAUGGUCAACCAUGAUGUUAGACCAAAUGUCGUCAUAUGUAAUUCUUUGAUUCAUGGUUUACUUGAGUCCGGCCGGUGUGAGCAAGCAAUGGAGUUCUUAGAGACUAUGACUGCUUGGGGAAUCUCUCCGAAUAUUGUUACAUACAAUACUAUGUUGAAUGCUUUGUGCAAGGAGAACAGGAUUAAGGAGGCGCUAGAUCUUGUGGAAGAAAUGAGUAAUGCAGGUCUAGAGCCGGAUUGCAUCACUUACAACUGUUUGAUAAGUGGAUUUGGUCGUUUGGGGGAAUGGAGGAAGGCCAUGAAUUUGUUACAUGAAAUGGAAUAUAGAGGUAUAAGGCCAAAUAUUUUCACUUACAACAUAUUACUUUAUGGAUUGUCCUAUUCUGGUGAAUGGAAAGUUUUAUCUAGGUUGCUUGAUGAGAUGGUGAGUUUGAAAAUCUUUCCUCAAACUGUAACUUUGAAUGGAAUUUUGGAUGCUUAUUCAGAAAGAGGUAACAUGAACACUGCUGAAAAGUUGUUUGAUGAAAUGAUUCGACGUGGUUUGAAGCCUGAUACGCUGACGUACAACAUAUUGAUAAAGGGAUAUUGUCUGCUAGGCGAAAUGGACAAGGCGAGUGCGGUCUUUGAAGAAAUGUCUUUGAUGGGUGUUCAGCCUGAUAUUUUUUCCUACAACGUCUUGGUCAUUGGAUACAUAAAUGUUGAUAGAGUAUAUGCCGCUCAAGCACUUCUCGAGGAUGUGAUCCAAAAAGGAUUGGAGCCAAAUGAUGUAACGCUUGGCUGUUGGCGAGCCAUUCAUGCUAGAAGGGUUGUUGCAUUUGCUCAAUAAGUCUCAUGAGGCACAUUAAUGAAUUGAUAACAGGACCAUAAAUUGAUGGGUUGAGAUCCAAGCUCAAGUAUGAUUGUGGGAUUGACGUUCUACUACUGCUACUACAAAGAAAUGUUGUCGACGGACUGAUGAGAUAUAUAAGCUUAGCCAAACAUGUUUGACUUCUUAAGAGAGGAGUGAGAGGAGAGGAAGUGCAUCACGUGGAUUUUUUCGCACUCUAAAAUUGAAAGAAGGGGUUCAAUGACCCUUGUGGAAACACAUCUUAAGAAACUUUUUUUUUUCUUUUUUGAAAAAGAAAAAGUAGAUAAAAUACUCCUCAACAGUCUAAAUUACCCCAAAUUCUCCAAAUUUCUUCUCCAAACUCGGCGUCUCUUCCAUUCUUACAUCUGAGCAGCAUCUAUCAAUGGUGAGAGUUAAGCAAACGGAAAAGCGCCACAGAGUAGUUGCAAAGCAGCCCUUGAUGGCAAAUAUCGCCAGAGCCAGAAUUCUGCAGAGCACAGAGCUUGACACCAACCGUUGCACGAGGCUCAACCUGACACAAGUCACACACUCCAUUAUGUCCUCACCUCGAAAGCAAACUCGCGGAGAACGGCUAUUGUUGGACGCGGCGCACGACAGAGGAAUCACAGCGGAGAUGGUGGAGGAAGAGGAGGCAGCAGAAGUUAAAUGAAUGCCAGAGAUAGUAUUGAAUCACGGUUCGUUUGGUACGAGGAUUUAAAUCAGAGUGAUUCUAAUUAUGAUUAUGGAAUCAUAAUCAUGAUUCAUGAUUUUGGAUUCAAAUCAUGAUUCAUGA
Morus notabilis is the source of this 2410-nucleotide messenger RNA. Its product is annotated as pentatricopeptide repeat-containing protein At1g62930, chloroplastic. Lineage: Eukaryota; Viridiplantae; Streptophyta; Magnoliopsida; Rosales; Moraceae. The record is from RefSeq and is a predicted model, not a curated record. Bases 1 to 1617 code for a protein of 538 amino acids. Gene Ontology annotation, molecular function: protein binding. The transcript is spliced from 3 exons.